UUUUGCCUUCUUUUGAUGGGAAUGAGUCAUUUUAAAGGCUCACCUAGGCCAAUUUGUCCAGUUUAUGUUUAGUUUUUAUUAUUAACUGAACUAGUUGGCUUAGCUAUCAGGCUAAACUCAGUCAAGUAGCAUUAAACUCACCUUUCAAUGCCUUCAAACUCCAGUCAUCCUAUUUAGAUUGUGUUUUUGUACAGAUAAGGCACAGUCAAUUUAGAAGUGUAUGCAAAUUUUGCUAAACCUAGCCAAGCAGGAUAAAUCUCACCUUUUAAUGCCUUGAAACUCACAAUUCAUUCAUUUCCAAUUGUGUUUAUGUACAGAUUAGACAGGAAAUUAAUUUAGAGGUACACAUAUUUUGGCUCGCUAGUUUUUACCUUUCAUUUUUAGUCUUUUUCAUCAGAUUGAGUCUUUUUAUGGUGUAUGCGGGUCGAUUUGUAAAGUUUAUGUGAGCUGGCUUUGAGCUUUCCCGUCUUUAUUAUUAACUGGGCUAGUGGGGUUAGCUAGCACGCUAAGAUAAGUUUCAUUAAAAAAAAAACAUCCGUCCCAAUUCAUUGAUAAGAUUUCUGGAGGAAAUACCUCAGUACAAACGUCCAUCCAUUUUUUUAAUCCAAUUAUCUACAUAAAUAAAUUACAACUAAUUAAAGGAUACAUUUAAUCCAAUCCAAAGAAAAAUGUCUCUAUGUAUAUUAUUGUUCGCUAUUUUUUUUUACAUAUUUAAUAUCUCUAGCGUGUUGGAGGAAAAUAUGCGAUGAGGAUAAAAUAAAUUGCGCGUAUUUUCCACUAGGGGGCGCCCGCCGUCUGUCUGAUUCACCCAAACGGGGCGGAUGGUUUUGUUUUUAUGCAACUUAUUCCAAAUAUUAAACAUGAAAUAAAACGCAUUAAUAUUUGACAUUGAUGUAGUUCAGCGUUUAGGAUGACGUUAGGAGGGCAUGUUGGAACACUUUCAAAGAUAUGUCUUGUCUUGUAACUUUUCACACAUAAAUGUCCCAAACAUUUACUUGUAACGGAGUAAUUCUUGUCUUUUACGUGCAACUUGAACGAAAUUGUAGGUUUUUAUUUUUCGUGCGAGUGGCUGCACAAGCUCGAUGCAGCGGCGGCUUUAAAGGCUGCAACCCCGCCCAUGCGCACUAUCACAAGAACGUGGAUGUGCACACGCGCACACACGCAGACACACAAAGACGCACACACACACACACACACACACACACACAAAGACGCACACACAAAAGUUUGGGCUUCUCGCCGUGAUUUGCUCCGCGCACUUUGUUCCACUUCACGCUGAGUGGAUUUCUUCCUCGAGGACUGGUGGGAUUCGGUGGUGGUUGUUUUGUUUUUAAAAUUCCACCCUUAAGAGUGGAUCUUUGACGAAGGGAGUGGGGGAGACGGACUGUCUGCGUGAAGCUUUUUGUUGUUGUCAAUUGUGAGGCACCCCAGCCCCUUAAAAAAAAACCAAAAAAAAUAGGCCCCCACAUGGACGCGCACCGCGGCGGCGCCAGCGCGCCCCCGGCCGGCCAGCAAGUGGUGCACGUCCGCGGUGACUCCCAGAGCGAACUGGAGGCCCUAUUCAGCGCCGUCAUGAACCCGACCAAGGCCGCCCAGCAGCCCGCCUCGCUGCCCAUGAGGAUGCGGAAGUUGCCCGACUCCUUCUUCAAACCGCCGGACCCCCGCACGCACUCCAGACAGGCCAGUUCGGACGGCGGCGUGUGCGCGUCCCUCACGCCUCACCACGUGCGCGCCCAUUCCUCGCCGGCCUCGCUGCCCGUCAACAUGCCGGACGCGGCGGCCGCCCCGCCCGUCAUAUCUGACGACGUGCCGCUCCCGCACGGAUGGGAGAUGGCCAAGACGCCCACUGGACAACGAUACUUCCUCAACCACCUGGACAAGACCACCACUUGGCACGACCCCCGCCUGGCGCAGCUCCAGGCGGCCGCCCUGCCGCACCCCGGCCCGUCCCCCGUCCACACCCACUCCCUCAGCAACCCGGCCACGGCCACCAAGCCGCCCGGCUGCAAUCCAGACGCAGGUCUGCUGAGCUUGGCCAUACAGCAGCGGAAGGAGAAAGAGAGACUGCGAUGCAAGCAGCACAUGCAGCUCAAGACACAGGAAACAACCAGAGGAGGGAGAAACCAGAUAUCGGCUGCAUUGGAUCAUGAUAGGAACACACUUGCCCAGUCUGUGGAAGUCAGGAUCCGAGCUCCCACCCUUGAAUCAACGCUCAACGGCGGAGCUCACUCCCGCAACGAGAGUACCGAUAGCGGCCUGAGCGUCAGCAGCCUGCCACGCUCGUCUGACCUGACGCUCGCCUCUGUGGACCACAUGGACACUGGGGAGUGCGGCGAGUCGUCGACUUUACAGGACUCGAUGCCUGCGAUGAGCGAGGGCGAGGAGUUGAUGCCCUGCAUCCCGGAGGGUCUGAGUUCCGACCUCCUGAUGGACAUGGAGACGGUCCUGUCCGGCUCGCACAUGGACAGGGACAGCCUGCUCACCUGGCUAUAGAGAUGCCAUUUUGUGUCAGCCUUAAGAACACUUGGUGUGGAUUGUUGACACUAACAUGAGAGGGACUUCAUCUGCCCACACGUGAUGGAUGUUCAAAGCUACCCUCCUUCGCCCCCUUCAAAUAACCUCACCUCAAGUGAUGAAAUGCUGGAAUUCUUCCUUUUGGGCGGCUUCUGACAGAAUCCACAUGGUAAAGACACUUAUCUAAGGACACACUAGGCUAUUUGAACCGGGUUUGAGCCCACUUCAAAGUCAGUUCUUCAUGAUUAAGCCACCUUGCACAUUAGAAAUCAACAGAACAACAACAAAUAAUUCACAAGGUCAAAAUAGUCCACAGCACUCUCAACCAUGCACGGACACGUGUGCUAUGCGUGUCAUAAUUAAUGCAAUGGUCAUCUUGUACAACAGAAAUAAACAUGAUGACUCAAAAUAAUCACUCUAGUUAAAAAAAAAAAAGAAAAAGAAAAACAAGUCCAUAGCGCACAAGCACAUAGAGGUCUUAUAACAAAUGUGAUGGCUUCUAUGGCCAGUUAUUGAUAACCACCACUAUGCACAAUAUAAACCAACAAAAUGACUUGAUAGAAUCCACAAAAUAAAAAAAUCCAGUGAACUCCUUGGUUAUGCACGGGCACGUGCGCAACGUCAAUUUACAAUCAUAUAAUUAAUGCGAUCAACACCUUGACGAAUACAAAUAAACAAAGCAACUCAAAAUAAUCCAUUGAGUAAAGAAAGUCCACAGCACAUGCAUGCAUGUGCAAAGUAUUUGCCAUAUAGCUAAUGUAAUGCCUCCUCUUUCUUGCCAGUUGUACAUGAUAACCGCCACUUUGCACAACAGAAAUAAACAGAACACCUAAAAUAUUCCAGAAAGUACAAAAGAAAAUAAAAAAUCUACAGCACACAGGUGCUCCAAAUUCAUGUCAUGUGAUUUAUAUAUGAUGGCUCCUCUCACCAAUCAUGACAAUCGCCACUGUGCACAAAAGAAAUAAACAUAACUAGAAAUAAUCCACAAAGUACAAAACAAAACCUCCACGGCACAUGUGUAAUGUAUUUGUCAUAUAGUUCAUGCAAUGGCUCAACCGCAUUGAACUACAAAUAAUCCACAAAAUCAAAAAAGUCCAUGCCAUGCACAGGCAAGAAUUAUUACUAACUGCCGCCGUGUAAAAUAGAAAUGAACAGAACAUCUAGAAAUAAUCCACAUAAUAAAUGCUCAGUCAGUGUUAUGUAAUGCAAUGGCUCCUCUCGCCAGUUAUUCAUAAUAACAACCACAUUGCACAGUAGAAAUAAAACUAAAAGUACGCUACAAAGUCAACAGAGUUCAUGCCAUGCAUUUCAAUCAUAACUGCCACUUUGCACAAUACAAAUGAAAAGAAAUCUUAAAAAUAAUCCAUAGCCAAAAAAUAUCUCCAAAUGAAGGGAAGGUGUUAAAGCUUUAAUCAAGUGAAGUAAUUAUACGCAUUUGACGUAAAAUUUGUUGUUUAUUGUGGUUUCUCGUACCAAUAGCCAUUCCUAAUAUUUUGCUCGUCCGAUUGAGCAACUCCAGCGGGUCGAAAUAUUAGGUACGGCAGUGGAAAUAAAUUCACUGAGUGAAGUACUGACAGCUGUUCCUAAUAUUGUGGUUUAGGCUUUUAGUGUGAGGUGGUCAUUUUAAAGCUGUUCUUACUGUUAAAGGUGCAGUUCAGCUUUUUAUCUUGGCAAUAAAAAAUAAAUGAAGACUUUUAAAGGCCGCUUAAAGGAGCAACGUACUAAUUGUAGAUGCUGCGGGGUGUUUAUGAUUUUAUGUGUAUCGCUCAUACCCCCUCAGUGCAACACACUAGCUUAUUUAUCUGAGGAUGAUGCAUGACACUCCCUGUAUGGUAUAUAAAUAUAUAUGUAACAAUGCAUUGUAUGAUUACCAUCUAUUUAGAGUUUUGUACCUUUUUUUUAAAUGCAUGUGCUUUAUAUCAUUUAUUCUCACUAAUCUUUUGAAAUGCAUAAUAAACAUUUAAUAAAUACAAA
Messenger RNA from Phycodurus eques (leafy seadragon), 4488 nucleotides. Its product is annotated as transcriptional coactivator YAP1-like. The record is from RefSeq and is a predicted model, not a curated record. NCBI's taxonomy places the organism in Eukaryota, Metazoa, Chordata, Actinopteri, Syngnathiformes, Syngnathidae. The coding region runs from base 1468 to 2493 and encodes 341 amino acids. Gene Ontology annotation, molecular function: protein binding; transcription coactivator activity; transcription corepressor activity. Gene Ontology annotation, biological process: hippo signaling; positive regulation of transcription by RNA polymerase II. The transcript is spliced from 8 exons. Gene Ontology annotation, cellular component: cytoplasm; nucleus.